This is a messenger RNA of Didymosphaeria variabile, 1410 nucleotides long. It is a transcript of the gene RVB2, whose product is annotated as RuvB-like protein 2. Gene Ontology annotation, biological process: box C/D snoRNP assembly; regulation of transcription by RNA polymerase II; chromatin remodeling. Gene Ontology annotation, cellular component: Swr1 complex; NuA4 histone acetyltransferase complex; R2TP complex. Bases 1 to 1410 code for a protein of 469 amino acids. The transcript has 3 exons. The record is from RefSeq and is a predicted model, not a curated record. Lineage: Eukaryota; Fungi; Ascomycota; Dothideomycetes; Pleosporales; Didymosphaeriaceae. Gene Ontology annotation, molecular function: DNA helicase activity; ATP binding; ATP hydrolysis activity.
AUGGCGCUCCCCAUCACCACCAUCGCCGAGAGCAAGGAGCUCCGAGGGCUGAAUCUCAUCGCGGCACAUUCGCACAUCCGCGGCCUUGGGGUCGAAAUCGACACGCUCGAGCCGAAAUCUUCGUCGCAAGGACUCGUCGGACAAGAAAAGGCGCGCAAAGCAGCGGCCGUGAUAUUGCAGAUGGCAAAGGAUGGCAAGAUUGCGGGACGCGCAGUGCUCAUCGCAGGACCGCCCAGCACAGGAAAGACGGCCAUCGCUAUGGGCAUGUCUCAAUCGCUAGGCGCCGACGUGCCUUUCACUAUGCUAGCCUCGUCGGAGAUAUUCUCUCUAGAAAUGUCGAAGACGGAGGCGCUUACGCAGUCAUUCCGCAAGUCAAUAGGUGUGCGCAUAACCGAGGAGAGCGAGGUCAUUGAAGGAGAGGUGGUCGAGAUUCAGAUUGAUCGUAGUGUCACUGGGGGCAACAAGCAGGGAAAGCUAACCAUCAAGACGACGGACAUGGAGACUAUCUAUGACAUGGGCACAAAGAUGAUCGAUGCGAUGACCAAAGAGAAGGUUAUGGCAGGUGAUAUCAUCUCCAUCGAUAAGGCGUCAGGGAAGAUUACAAAGCUGGGACGAUCGUACACACGCUCGCGAGACUACGACGCGAUGGGCAUAGACACCAAGUUCGUGCAGUGUCCGGAGGGCGAGCUACAACAAAGAAGGGAAGUGGUCCACACAGUCAGUCUGCACGAGAUCGAUGUGAUAAAUUCGCGGACCCAAGGAUUCCUCGCAUUGUUUUCGGGCGACACAGGGGAGAUUCGCAGCGAAGUGCGAGAUCAGAUAAACACCAAGGUCGCAGAGUGGAAAGAGGAGGGUAAGGCUGAAAUCGUGCCAGGAGUUCUAUUCAUCGAUGAGGUGCACAUGCUAGACAUUGAAUGCUUCUCCUUCAUUAACCGGGCACUGGAAGAUGAGCUUGCGCCCAUUGUCAUCAUGGCCAGCAACAGAGGUAACACACAAAUCAGGGGAACAGACUACCGGUCACCGCAUGGACUGCCUCUGGACUUCCUCGACCGCGUGGUCAUUGUCAGCACACACCCAUACUCUGGUGAGGAGAUGCAACAGAUUCUCUCUAUUCGAGCGCAAGAAGAGGAGGUGGAUGUUUCCCCCGAUGCCCUCGCGCUUCUCACCAAGAUCGGUCAAGAAACAGGCUUGAGAUACGCAAGCAAUCUGAUCACAACCUCGGAUCUCAUUCGCGGUAAGCGACAAGGGUCUGAGGUUAGCAUCGAUGAUGUGCAGCGCAGCUUCGCGCUCUUCUACGACCCCACUAGGAGUGUGAAGUACGUCGCGGAAUCAGAAAAGCGCCUGAUUGGUGACGCUGGCGCCGUGUCUCUCGCGGUGACGAACGGCGCAGAUGCGAUGGAUGUCUCAUAG